AUGUCUCAACAAGUUAUCAAGAAGAUCAACUUAUAUUCUGCAAAUGAUUUGAAAAAUAAUUGUGAUGAUAAUCUUCCAUUUAUUUUAUCAAACCUUGGUUUUAAACAAGAUUUCAAGUUAAAAGAUAUUGAAAUUGGCUUAUCGACUGCUCUUGCGUUAAUUGGUGGUACAACUUAUUUGGUUGACAAAAAAUUAUCAUUUAGUGAAUCCUAUAACUAUACCGUAAUCUUAAUAGUGGUUUAUUUCUUAAUUCAAACUGUUUUUUUUGUUUUUAUGAAAUUUUAUCAAGCUGAUAUUAAAUAUACGGGUAUCAAUUUAAACAAUAAUAAAGAUACAAAGGAUAAAAAAAAUAAAAAAAAUCAAAAAGAUCAAAAAGAUCAAAAUAUUGAUGAAGAAAUUAACAAAAUCAUUAUAAAAACUACAAUAAAUAAAAAACAAGUUGUUCCAACUUACAAUUUAACAAUUGAAUUGUUUGAUAAUGAUAGCAAUGUAAAAAAAUUCGAUUCAAAUUUAAAAUUUUCAUCUGUCUUCAAUGAAUUGGGUUUUUUGCAAAUUGAAGAAUUUCAAAAAAUUAUAAAAGAUUCUAUAAUUAAAACAUCAAAAUAA
This is a messenger RNA of Ascoidea rubescens DSM 1968, 606 nucleotides long. It is a transcript of the gene SPC2, whose product is annotated as signal peptidase complex subunit SPC2. The record is from RefSeq and is a predicted model, not a curated record. Gene Ontology annotation, biological process: protein targeting to ER. The transcript is spliced from 2 exons. Lineage: Eukaryota; Fungi; Ascomycota; Saccharomycetes; Ascoideales; Ascoideaceae. Gene Ontology annotation, cellular component: membrane; signal peptidase complex. The coding region runs from base 1 to 606 and encodes 201 amino acids.